UAGUGUACUUCCGGUGACGUGAGUAGGUUGUUCCAGUAUUGUGGAAUACGUCGUGCGUCAUUUUCACAGAACUUCAGUGUUUCAUUAGUACAGUAGGGUUAAUAAUAUAUACAACUUUUACCAUGCUGUCAUUGUAGGGUAAAAUACUGGUGUGUACUCCUUAUAUAGUAACGUGUAGUACUGGUUUUGGUUGCAGUCAUUUAGCAAGAUCGCAUCGUCUUUGCUAACGGAUAUUAUGAUUGAUUGUUCACACCCAGGAGGAGAUAUGAACGAAAAUCCCAAAAAAAGAAAAAGAAAGAAUUCCUAUCCUGAACGCUAUUCAGCAGUGUCCAUGGCUUCUCUUUUCAUGCCUACAGAACUUGGUAGCCAGGCCAAGGCCCGUUUACAGCAGGGGCUCAAACAAGAGCAUCAACAAGACUCACCAGGUCAUGAGUGGGCCCAGAGAAAUCGUUGUGUGGAGCGGCGUUCAUAUUCCACUGAAGUAAGCAGGAAGAUAGAAGAUAAUGGAAUCCUUUCGGACCACUGCUACAGCAUCUGUUCUUUGAGUGAUGCUACUGUUGAAAUCUCACAGUCUGAGGAUAAACUUUCUUCUUGUGAUGAAAGCAGAGAGUUACAGGAUAAUGCCAGUCAGGAACCUGUGUGCUUAGACAGGGAAGUAAUGUGCACAAAUGAGAAGGAAGACACUGAUAAUGCUAGCCCAAAGAAAGAAGAUGCUUCCUCAGAAACGCAGGACAGUGAACAGACUGAAACAUCAGACAGCUGCUUUGAGAUGUCUGACAUAAAGGACAACCUAAGCAUAACUAACCAGCAGAGAUGGCCCUUAUUGAGAGUAAAUAGUAGUGGCCUGUUUAAGUGUGAACAGUGUGAUUUUAACAGCAAAUAUUUUUCAGAUCUGAAGGGCCACAUAAUCUUAAAACAUAAAUGCCCUAUAAACUACUCCUGCAAAGUUUGCGGACAAGAGUUCUUAUCUCAUAGUCUGCUGAGUGAACAUUUAAAAGUACACAAGCAAGAUAGAUUUGUUUGUAGUUAUUGUGAUCACAGGACAAGUGAGCUUGAAGAUCUCAAUUUGCACGUUGCAGAAGUCCACUUCAAUGAUUUUCUCUACUGGUGUGAACAGUGUGACCUUCAGUUCUGUACUAUCAGUGAGCUGUACCUUCAUUUACAACAACAUGACAGUGGUGAACAGUAUUUGUGCCAAUUCUGUGAGCAUGAAACUAGUGAUCCGGAAGAUUUGCACAGCCAUACCUUGAAUGAACAUGCUGAUCGAUUAAUAAAGAUAAGCGAUAACAUCAGGAAGAAUGAGCAGGGCCAACUCCAGCUGUUCACUAGAAUCCACUUUGAUGAACAGAAGAACUUUUUUGUUUGUCAGCUGUGUGGCUACAAAAGCCGGCUACACAGUAACGUUAAUAGACAUGUAGCAAUUGAGCACACACGGUUUUAUCCAUAUGUCUGUGAUGAGUGUGGGAAGGGGUUUUCAAGUAUGCUAGAAUACAGCAAUCACUUAAAGUUGUAUCAUUCAAGAGAGAUUUUCUUGUGCCAAUACUGUGAGUAUUCGACAGGGCAGACAGAGGAUCUUAGAAUCCAUUUGGAUUUUCGACAUGCCAUUGAUUUGCCUCACAAAUGUAGGAAGUGUCUGUUGAGAUUUGUUGCAAAGGAAGACCUGAGAAAUCAUCUUCUAUCACAUGGAGAGACAUAGCAGAAGCUCAUUAAGACCGCUUGGCACUCUUUCUGUUUCAAAGCUUUGUGACAUGGGAGCUUCUACCUGUUGCGUAACCUCAUAUCCAGCAGAAUGUUUUAAGAGGUUGUCUGAAGUCCCAUUUUUUACCAAAUUAUAAAAUGGAACAGAGUGACAUAAUGGAUAGAUGUUUCUAAAUUCACUGUUGAGACCUGUCUAGAACUCUUGUUAAAGUAACAUAUUUAACUCUGUUGACCUACCUCCUUAGUUGUUUUUUUUUUCAGUACUUUGAGUCUUUGGUUUCCAUCUGACAAAUAUUGGUGUGCCCCUCCUUGGUAUGAAACAUGUUGCCUGAUUUUUAUGACUUAUAUUUCAGAUUUCUUUGUGAGUGUACCUUUUUCUCCAGCUCUUGUUUGUAGAACAUCUUAAAACAUGCAACUGUGCAACUUUUCUAUUGACCAUGAUCAAGCAUGAAUACAGUCUGCCUUUGCUUGUAGGGUGGGGGGAGGUGAGAGAAAAAGCUCUAGUGUAGUGCAUGUUAUAGAGUUCAGAAAAUGGCUGUAGGACUUUGGUAUAUAUGUACUGUCUGUCGUAAUUGGCAACAAGACUUCAGAAUAUUGUAUGAUGGUUUUUGGUGAUGUGUGUCUGACUUCAGUUUCCGUUCUUAACGAUGUGUGUUAAAAUGCAGUUUGAGCAAAUUCAGAAUUGAAUUAUAUACUUGGUUAGUAAAAAGGUACCUGAGGGAGCAGUUGCUAUGGAGAGAGUAAAUUAUGUAUACGUUCCACAAUACCUGUCUGUUACUAAAUCAUUCUAGCAGUAGUAAACACUGAAGUAAC
Messenger RNA from Protopterus annectens (West African lungfish), 2511 nucleotides. RefSeq names its product zinc finger protein 639 (gene ZNF639). Gene Ontology annotation, cellular component: nucleus. The transcript has 4 exons. NCBI's taxonomy places the organism in Eukaryota, Metazoa, Chordata, Ceratodontiformes, Protopteridae. Gene Ontology annotation, molecular function: RNA polymerase II transcription regulatory region sequence-specific DNA binding; DNA-binding transcription factor activity, RNA polymerase II-specific. The coding region runs from base 236 to 1696 and encodes 486 amino acids. The record is from RefSeq and is a predicted model, not a curated record. Gene Ontology annotation, biological process: regulation of transcription by RNA polymerase II.